Rana temporaria (common frog) is the source of this 2465-nucleotide messenger RNA. It is a transcript of the gene EFHD1, whose product is annotated as EF-hand domain family member D1. The record is from RefSeq and is a predicted model, not a curated record. The transcript has 4 exons. Gene Ontology annotation, molecular function: calcium ion sensor activity. Lineage: Eukaryota; Metazoa; Chordata; Amphibia; Anura; Ranidae. The coding region runs from base 106 to 801 and encodes 231 amino acids. Gene Ontology annotation, cellular component: mitochondrial inner membrane.
CUCCCGGGCUCCUCCCCGCUCCCUUAUCCCAGCUCUGGGGGAAGUUUGUGAACACUCUGGAGCUCCUCUCCUCUUCUCAGACUCUCGUCUCUUCCUUCAGCUCUCAUGGCAGAGAACGAGUUAGCCCAGAAACUGAACCGGCGCUUAGUGCUGGAAGACGCCGACCCGCAGGAGGAGUCCGGAGAGGUGAAGGACACGGGCGGGGAGGAGGACAAGCCGGCCACCGCCAGCGCCGACUCCGAGCUCAGUGCCAAGCUCAACCGGAGGAAUGACAUCAAUGCCGGCUCCGCCGUGCCAGCCAACCGGUCCAACAUCUUCAACCCCUACACCGAGUUCCAUGAGUUCUCCCGAAAGCAGAUCAAGGACAUGGACAGCAUGUUCAAACAGUAUGAUACAGGACGUGAUAACUUCAUAGACUUAAUGGAGCUGAAGCUGAUGAUGGAGAAGCUGGGUGCUCCACAGACACACCUAGGAUUGAAGAACAUGAUCAAGGAAGUGGAUGAAGACCUUGAUUGCAAACUAAACUUCCGAGAGUUUCUGCUAAUAUUCCGCAAAGCUGCAGCCGGGGAGCUGGAAGAGGACAGCGGGCUAAUGUCACUAGCCAAACUCUCUGAAAUUGACGUAUCCACGGAAGGUGUUAAGGGUGCCAAGCACUUUUUUGAAGCUAAGGUCCAGGCCCUGAAUUCAUCAAGCAAGUUUGAAGCUGAGAUUCGGGCAGAGCAGGAUGAGAGGAAGCGACUAGAGGAAGAAAAGAAAAACCGCAGAGCUGCCUUCAAAGAGCUGAAGUCUGCAUUUAAUUAGUUUCUGACCAUUCCCUGAUUCUCGUGUCCGGUCUUGGUCUUAAGUUUUAAACAAAGCACAGCCCAAGGCUCUGGCACCUUGGUUAUUCUUUACAGUCAGGCCUAGUCUCCAUACAUGCAAGUCCUGCUGAGGCAGAGAGCUUAGUCCCUUGUAAUACUUUACUGCAAGGAAAUCUUGACAUGGUCCAAGUCAAGAAGCUGAGAAAGGCCUUUUAACUCUUAAAUAGCAAUUUGAGCUUACAUAUAUCCUUCAUCCCUAGUUCAACUUGUCCAUUCAAAUGUGCCUUAGGUAAUUGCUGCUAGCUGGUUAAUGUGCUGCCUUUAAUUUACCAGUUUCUGAAAUUUUCCACUUCAAAAAAAUAAGUUUGUACAUUCUAUAAAUGAUAUAUUUUUAACCAUUCCUUUUUAAUGAUGUCCAGUGUAAAAAGAAAAAAAAAUAGGUGAACCUAUCCCUGACCCUGCCUCACUUAAACAUUUAUUAAUAAAACUGCAAAAUUAUAGAGUGCUAAAUGUUUAAACAUUCCUUGUCAAAGAGAUUAGCAUUUUAUUAUUGCCAUAUUACUCUCUCUGUAGAUGAAAUAAACUCUGCAAGUGAGAAAAGCAGCUUCCAAACUACAUGGGCCAAAUUUUUGCAGGCACCUAAACCUCUUAAAUAUUGCCUCGCAUUGCUCUUACUGAUCUCAUGUUGCCAUAUUUGUCUGUAGAUGCCUCUUAGCGGUUAUUUGCAAUCAGCCUAAAACUGAAGUGGGGCAAUCCUGGCAGUAUGCUGUCAAAGUGGGGCAGCUGUGAAAGUUUGUGCCAGAUCAUACAGCAGUCCACUGCCUAUCAAGGGUACUUUUUGGGCGAGUGGCCUAUGUGGCUGAAAACUUUACAACAAUCUGCCGUGUUUAUCAUACUUUGUGUAAUAUAUGCUGGCUCGGGAAUACACCUAAUUUUACAAGCAUGAACCAGUUCUACAGGAUGUCGUAUGACAAAAACUGCACAAUAAACACAGUCCUCUGGUUGGUUGAUACUAAAAAUAAUGAUAUGGCGGUAGUAUUCAAACUAAGACUAUGUUUGGCCAGAGGAGUAUGUACUCAGCUGAUUGCACUGACGGGUGCAAUCUGUUGGACUGAGGUGCACUGUUUCUCUAGCUUCGUAGAGCUUCAAGUCUAAUGGGGGCGUUCAUUCUUGCAGUUCAUAUGAGCUGGAGAGCCUCAGCUGCCUGUCACUAUAUUAUACCUGUGCAAAGGUAAUCAGUUCCUUGCAGUGUUAGCUGCUGAAGGAUAAUGGCUUUUAAUUUCUAAAUCAUGUAUAUGGCACCCUGCUGAAUGACAGGAAAACUGUGCAGAAAAUGUGGUCAGUCUCUUCUCUGCUGAUUUAUAAAGUGACCUUAUCAGUCUGUAUAGGAGAGAAUCAUUCAAAUGUGAAAUGUUGAUUGAAGAUUAGAAUCUACAGCUGCCCCUCCCUUGUGUGUUGAUCAUGAUUUUGGCAGACCUGGUACUUUAGCUGUUAAUUGUUCCUUGUAUCAGGGCCUGGUGUUACUAGAGAGGUAGCACACCUGACCCUGUCCUGGGACCAUGUGAUGUACACUUGGGGAAAGCUUUCCAAUGUUCAGUCAUACCUGUUUUGGCUACUAUUUGUAUACUCCAUUUUAUAUAAAAAUAAAUAUGUUUUACUAAUAAA